GUGCAUAAAGGAGAUCUGAUGUGUUUUUGGGAGAAGACUGUUUAGUCAUUCAUCCACAAGGAGAAGAGAACUUAACAUGAUGACUUUUUGUCCAUGACAAGAUCAGGUGAUGAUCUUUAUUUUUCUUUUAAACAGAACUUCUUCCUCAUUCAAUAGAGGAACAUUUGGAGCGUUUACCCGUGUUUCUCAUUCGCUUAUUUGGAAUACAGUGGUUAUGAAGUGGGACGAGACCCAGGGCGAGUGGGUAUGAGGAUAUGAUUUUGAUAUGGACAGUGUGUGUUUGUGAGGUAGAGAUGGCCGCGCACCGGACCCUCAACCCGAGCUGCACCCCGGGCUCUCGUCAAAUGCUUCAGUUUGGAUAACACACCAGACACACACAUACACACACACACUCAUACAGGGAAAGGACCAUUUACAUAACACAAGAAAACCAAAGGUUGGAUUUACCCCAACAUCUCUCACAGGUGAAGCACCCUGAAGAAUCAAUAAGGGAAGGAAAACCCUAAGCUUUACCGUUAAAUCAUCCCAAAGAGAAAGAACAACAAGGAUGAGCGUGGGUCGGAUUGGUCGUUACAGUAUAGUGUCGACGGAGGAAGAUGCCCUGCGUUUAACCACCAUGCAUGGCGGAGGAAUAAACGGAUGCGGUAACGGCAAAAUCCACACUCGACGGAAAAGUCGCAAUCGUUUCGUGAAGAAAAAUGGACAGUGUAACGUGCAGUUCACCAAUAUGGACGAGAAAUCCCAGCGCUACCUGGCGGACAUAUUUACCACCUGCGUGGACAUCCGUUGGCGUUACAUGCUCGUGGUUUUCACGCUCGUCUUCGUUGUUUCCUGGCUAGCGUUUGGAUUGGCGUUUUGGGUUAUCGCGCUGCUCCACGGCGACCUAGACAACCCUGCGGGCGAUGACAACUUCACCCCGUGCGUGCUGCAGGUGAACGGCUUCAUCGCCGCCUUCCUGUUCUCCAUCGAGACGCAAACGUCCAUCGGUUAUGGUUUUCGUUGCGUGACGGAAGAGUGCCCGCUCGCCGUGUUUCUCGUCGUCUUCCAGUCGAUCGUAGGCAGCAUCAUCGACUGCUUCAUGAUCGGCGCAAUCAUGGCCAAAAUGGCAAGGCCCAAGAAGCGAGCGCAGACUCUUCUGUUCUCACGCAACGCCGUCAUCGCCUUGCGUGACGGAAAACUGUGUUUGAUGUGGCGAGUGGGUAACCUGCGAAAGAGUCACAUCGUAGAGGCUCACGUUCGGGCCCAACUCAUCAAACCUCGCGUUACGGCCGAAGGGGAGUACAUCCCGCUCGACCAGCUGGACAUAAAUGUCGGUUUCGAUAAAGGACUCGACCGAAUCUUCCUCGUUUCGCCACUUACCAUACUCCAUCAAAUCGACGAGGAUAGCCCGCUGUUUGGAGUCGCUAAGCAAGACCUGGAGACGGCAGAUUUCGAGAUCGUGGUGAUAUUGGAAGGCAUGGUGGAGGCAACCGCCAUGACGGCGCAGGCCCGGAGCUCGUACCUGGCCAGCGAGAUCCUGUGGGGUCAUCGGUUCGAGCCCAUCCUGUUCGAGGAGAAGAACCAAUACAAGGUCGACUACUCGCACUUCCACAAGACCUACGAGGUGCCCUCCACCCCUCGCUGCAGUGCCAAGGACAUGAUGGAAAAUAAGUACCUGGCCAUGCCCAGCGUCAACUCUUUCUGCUACGAGAACGAGCUGGCCAUUUUGAGCCACGAAGAGGACGAGGAUGAAGGUCUGGAGAGGAUAAAACCGGAGCGAGCGAUGAGCCUCAGCCCAGAGAGAAGCCCCAGACAUGACUUUGAACGGCUACAGAAUCCCCGCUGCGGGGAGCAAAGGUCGUACCGCAGGGAGUCGGAGAUAUGAACCUUUUUUGAUUCUCGUCAAACUUUGUUCCUGGAAAUACUCGAGUUACAACAAUGCAGAACAAUGCAAAGUGCCAUACAAAGAGAAAUGAGCAUGAAAGUGAAUGUAUUAAAGAGAGGAGAGCGUCUGGGUGCUGAAUGCAAGAGAGAGUCUUUUUAUCCUGCACGGAAAACUUGAAUCACGUCUUCGUUUUUCUUCUCACAAAACUAGCCGUUUAACUCUAAAUUUGUGUAAAUAAUAAUAUUUCUGCAUAGAUACAUGGUUUUGUGUGCAUUACUUUCUUCAAGAGAGAGAACAAAGUAUUACGUUUAGAAAGACGAUCAGCAUUUUUAUUUUUGCAUUCAAUCCGAGCACAAAUGACGAGCAAUGCCGGGACAAACUCUCCCGUGAGACGCAGACACACACUGAUCAGCGAGACAUGACAAAUUCCCCUUUAAAAGUGCACUACCUAGACAGACCAAAUGGACAAAGUGACCAGCUGAGCGUGAAUGAAUGUAUGUGUGUGUGUGAGUGUGUUUUGUGCAGCUGAGCACAAUGCCUCAUGUUAGACGCACAAGAAGAUAAAGUUACAAGCGCUCCUAUAACGACAACAACAUGCUCAUGUAAAUGCAUGAAACAGAGAUAUAUUUAGUUAGUUAGAUAGAUUAUGUAAAUGUUAAUAGUUUGCACCAUAUAACUGAAUAUAAUGGCAGAUCUUGAUGAGGAUAAUCAUAUCAUUUCAGCUUUGGUCCCUGAGAUUUGAUCUCUGUGUGAAUCCAGAUGAAAUGUUGACACGUGGCAGAUUUGGUAUACUCAACACAAACUGUGGUGCGAUUGCCCAUGUAUAGGUCAUUUUUUUACACAACCACAACAAAGUAAGCUUGGUAAGAAAAUCUAGUGUGAGGACAAUACUCGCAAACCGUUCCGAUGACAAAAUUUGAGCCACACGCACUAUAUGCUGAUCCUUGCAUAUGCGUAUAAAGUUAAGUAUACCCAGGCCUUAAGUGUGACGCUGCCACCCGAACCUUUGUGUGCACCAAAUAAACCAAAUUUUCAAACGGUGGUGGCUCAUGACUUCUUUUCCGAGGAGGCACGAAUGCGAAACUCGUCAAAACAUCAUCAUGUGUGUGGAUCGUCAUGUCAAAAUAUGUGUUCGGUGCUUCAUGUGAAUCUAUGUGCAUUGAGCGUUAUGUCAAAAUACAUGUCUGCUACAGACGCUUCGUAAGGGUUUAUGAUAAAAGAGAUGGUCGCUUUUGCUAGAUACUCACUUAACUCUUUCCCCGCCAUUGAUAAGUUAUCUCGUCAUUGAAGAGAAAACAUUUGCAUGAAAAAACAAGUUCCUGAUGAGUUUUUAUGGUUAUCUGUAAUACCGCGAUUAUCCACUGAAUGAUGCUCUUACCCAAUUUAUAAAAAAAACUGAAGCAAAAAAUUAUUUAUUAAAUUUACACAUGUAUGUUUUGAUAAUCAUUCAGAAUCUGAUCUCUAACAAAAUUCCUUCACAAAAAUGAAAUUAUUUUAGCUUUUUGUUAAAAAAAAAUAUUUUUUAAGAAAAAUACUAAUAUUUAAGAGUUUAUAAAUGGAGGAAAAAUAUAGAUAGGAUGAAACUUGUUUGUUUGUUUGUUUGAAAGCAGAGGGUAUUUUCUUUCAUUUGAUAUAUUUGUAUGUUUAUAUAUUUUUAGAAGAAAAUUUUCCUGGAAGGCAUUUUGUGAAAAUCUCAAAAAAGCUGGCGGGCAACUUUUCAAAAAAGGCUGUCAGGAAAUGAGUUAAUCUCAUGUGUAAUCAGCGUUUUAAGUAAGUGUUUUGCAAGAGGCAAGCGACUCAUUUAUCAUAAACCCCUUUCAACGUGUAUGCAGCAGGCAUGUAUUUUGACAUGACACGCAAUGCACAUAGGUUCCCAUGACGCACUGAACACAUAUUUUGUUUUUUUUUGCUUCUUUGAAAGAUGAGGCACUGCUUUCAAACGCACUCUGGUGAAGUUCGACGGAAAUGUGAACACAACACGGACCAAAGACAUGAAAACAAACUAAAAACAGUAAAAGAUAACAAGAUGUUAGCCCAAAAACUACACAAUAUGUAUACAGUAAAAUUCCUGGUGCUGUUUUGACUCUUUUAAACAUUUUAUAAGCUCUUCGCAAGUUUUUUGUUAAAGGGACAGUAAGUAGGAUUUUCCCCCAUCUAGUGGUGAAAUUUUAUUUUGCAUUCAAACGAAUAGUGCUCUCUAGCGCCUCGCUUUUCCAAAUGCGUGUUGCAACUAUGGUAGCUGUUAUGUACUCGCUGAUCUCCUUGUUCACGUGUUCUGAAUGAAAACGCGUUGUGGAAACGCAUUGGUAGGCUAGUGCUUUUUGUCCCUCUCUGCUAUUAUAGUUUAUCAAUAUGGCGGAACGACAUGGAAGCCUUCUUGGACUUACGCGUUCAAUGUAAAUAAAGAGAAGAAAUUCUAAGCUUCCAAAGAAAAGUCAGAUCACUGGCAGAGGUCAUUUGACACCAACGAGGAGAUAUUUAUGAAUAAAGACAUUGAUUUUGACUAAUAAAAUACUUAAAAUCCUAUUUAUUGUCCCUUUAAUAAAAAAACCCUUAUAUACACGCAUACAAUGAGAGAGUUUAGCGUAGUACACAGCAUUGUUUUGGAUGGUCUGCAAAAUAUACAUCAUAAAAGCUGACCAGUCAGGUUGUGACUUUAACCAUAUGCAUUUAGAUUCAGUUCACCGUUUUAAAUACCAGUGUGAACGCUAAGCGAACUGGGAACUAAUAUUGAUUUUCUUUUUGGUCCAGUGUGAACACGACCUAAUACUUCUGUCAUUUCAACUUCCCAACAACCAAAAUCUGAAUCUGAUUCUGCCAACAUAUUAUCUAAAAAAAAUGCGUGAAAAAAUGAUUUGUGAAUGAUUUUAGGGAAUCAGUGUUCAGGGUUCAGUACAACAAUAAUCAACACAAAAUAAUUUUGACUAAAAAACGAACAAAAACUGUUUACAGAAAUGCACUUACAAUGAAAGUCUAUGGAGAGCUGUAAUGUUUUAAAACUGAAUCACACACAGGCUGUAUUUUAACUCUUGGCAUCCAUCUAACCUUUAUAUUUUUACUGGUAUGUGCAAAGAUAGCAGAAAUGGACUGUUUACAAAGAGAAAAGUCCACCCACAGGAAUUCACAUUGGUACAGUAAUGCACAACAUCCAACUAAAACAACAACAACAGUCCUUCAGAUUGCCUCACACUUUUAUUUAUUUUCAGUGAUAAUAGACAGUACUGUACUGUAUGUCAGUGUGUAUUUAAUAUUCAGACUCUAUGACUGAAUAGAUGCUGCAUAGCACUUCUGUCUGUCUGUCUGUCUGUUUGAUAUGAAUGAAUGUCACACUUAAUAAGCAAUAAUCUAACAAAUCCUAGCAAUAUAUGAUGUGUGAUCAAACAACAAAAAACACUUCAAUUAAACUGGUAUGAAAUGAAUCAAUGAAUUUUUGAAUGAGUUCAUGAUUGGUUAGAUUGUUUUAUGAAAAAAAGGAAACUAAAAAGGUUAAAUUUGCUUCUGAUGUUCACUUUUAUCCCAAAGUCUUUUAUAUGAGAUUGUACCACAGCUCACAUGUCAACACAUCAACUGAUUCCCUCUUAUUAUGUAUACAGCGCUAAGCAGAAGCAGGUGCUCAAUGUACUUAUAUAUUUUUGUACAUAAGUAAUUAGCAAUGAAAAGAAUGAUAAAGUUUAUGUCAAGCUCAUUUCAUGUAUGAUUAAAUAAAAGGAAAGACGGGUGAAUUGUACUGGGGAGUUUCAUUGUUGCAACAAAUGCAAAUGAUCAUAUAAGAGUAACUGGAGGUUUAUUAUUCAUAAAAACAUCAUCAUCAUCUCUGAGAUCAGAUCCAUUUGAAGACGGUUUAUAAAAUGGCAAUGCUAACAAUAGAUUUGUUGAUGGUCUGUUGAUGUCUACUGGCAAACAAACUGUGGACAUAACUAAAGUGUAAUAAUGUGUGAUCAACUGUCUCAUGUUCAGCCUUAAAACCCUCCAAAAUCCCAAAAUGUACUGUCAGAAAGAAUGGUCAAAAUAUAUACCCCUGCUAUUACUGGGGUGGGACCCUUUCAGUAAAGUAAAAGUACCUAAGAGUUCAUAUUAAUUUUAAACAUAUUUAAAAAAAAUGGCUUAAAAUAUAUAUGCAUAUUAACACAAAAGUUGUAAAUAUACAUCUAUAUUUUACAUGAAUACAGGACAAAACAACAAGUGAAAGAGGAUAUUGAGAUGUACAUGAUAUGUGCUGAGCGUGACAUACAGUAAAUAUAAAUGAUUACACAACUUAGCAAAACCACCAGAACUGACUUCAGUAUAAAAGAGCGCCACCUGCUGAUGAAGUUAUGUGAGUUUAUUCAUCUUCACCUGCAGCACAUUUCUGCUUUUCAAGCAAUUACAGGGAAUCAUUGUCCUUUGUUAUUUAUUAGAUUAAGUUAGAUCACAUGUCUUUAAAAAUACUGAAAUCAAGUUUUAUUGCAUGAAAACAGAACAACACAUUUUCAUGUAUUUCACAUUACUGUAAAAGUGACUGGGAACUAGUUUAUUAUUUAUAUUUGUA
Molecule: messenger RNA, 6392 nt
Organism: Paramisgurnus dabryanus
Lineage: Eukaryota; Metazoa; Chordata; Actinopteri; Cypriniformes; Cobitidae
Gene: kcnj12a
Product: potassium inwardly rectifying channel subfamily J member 12a
Biological process (GO): regulation of monoatomic ion transmembrane transport; potassium ion import across plasma membrane
Cellular component (GO): plasma membrane
Molecular function (GO): inward rectifier potassium channel activity
Source: RefSeq, a predicted model, not a curated record